Messenger RNA from Toxorhynchites rutilus septentrionalis, 1700 nucleotides. It is a transcript of the gene Ho, whose product is annotated as heme oxygenase 1. The transcript is spliced from 2 exons. Gene Ontology annotation, molecular function: heme oxygenase (decyclizing) activity. Lineage: Eukaryota; Metazoa; Arthropoda; Insecta; Diptera; Culicidae. The record is from RefSeq and is a predicted model, not a curated record. Gene Ontology annotation, biological process: heme oxidation. Bases 104 to 817 code for a protein of 237 amino acids.
CUGCGACAGCUGAUUUUUGUUUUGGUCGUAGGAAUACGACGCACAAUAACUUUACGAGCAAGUUCGACGAACGGUGUUUGUAGUGCAUUAUUUUUGACUUGAUAUGGCUGCAAAAAACAUUUCAUUCACAAAGGAAAUGCGUGUGGCAACGAGGGAUAUCCACUAUGUCAGUGAUGCCUUGGUGAACGCUAAACUUGCAUUUGCCCUCUAUGAUAAUAGUGUUUGGGCGGAAGGACUGCUGAUAUUCUAUGAAGUUUUCAAAUACUUAGAGCAACAUGUCCCGCAUGAUUUUCUACCGGAAGAGUUACAUCGAACCGAACAAUUUGAGCAGGAUCUUCGAUACUAUCUGGGUCCUGGGUGGAACGUGAAGUAUCAGCCCCGCAAAGAAGUUUGCGCCUAUAUCAAACACUUGGAGGAAAUUGAGCGUGAAAAUCCUAACUUGCUAGUGGCUUACGUUUACCAUCUUUACAUGGGUCUGCUGUCGGGAGGACAAAUUUUACAAAAAAGAAGAAAUUUUUCGAAAAAGUUUAAUCCUUUCUCCAGCAGUCAAGAUACCCCACAAGGGAUAGCCUUAACCACUUUCGACGGAUUAAGUAUUUAUGAACUGAAACAAAAGAUGAGAAAAACCAUUGAUGAGUUCGGGGAAAGUUUAGACGAGGACACCAGAAAGCAACUAGUAGAAGAGAGUAGGAAAGUGUUUGAGCUGAACAACGAAGUCAUACGAACAGUCAAGGGAGUAAACCAGGCGAAUGUAAAAAUAUUGUUAUACGUAGUGCUUCUGAUAGUGGCAUAUUUAAUAUUGAAACUUUUGUAUUAAAUGGAAUGUUAGUGGGUUUGAAAAAUGAGAAUUUUGUGAUUUAGGUAUAUUCAUAGUAAUUUAGUGAUUUUAUCCAAAAUGUAUGAAAAAAAUGACAGUUUAGAAAAUUUAAUUGAUAGAGUGAGUCAAACUAGACUCAAUCUGCGUGUAUGUAUGAUUUUUUCCCUUCUAAUCUCUUCCUUGCCACCAUUCAAAUGCAUUUGUUAUCGGCAAUGCACAUGAAUCUACCUUCCCGCUCAUCAAUAACUUGCGUUAAUAUGGUCUUUUGCGUUGGCUUAGAUCGUUUCAUACUAGAAACGAAAAAAAAGUCAUUGCAAUAGUGCACAGGAAACAACUCGAUUUCAACUAUCUACCGACGGCGCCAGUGGUUGUGUGGUUAGCGUAACAGCCUCACAAUCCGAUCGGCCUGGGUUCAAUCCCAGCUGGCGUCGUUGGGAUUUUCUGAGGCGAAAAAUCUCUGGUUACGUCUUCCUUCGGAAGGGAAGUAAAAGAAGUUGGCCCGGCUCAUGAGUUGUUGAGUCUGAUAGGUAGGAACAGGUGGAGUCGCCUCCCUGAUGUCGGUGAUUGGCACUAAAGUGGCGGAAAUAUGCCGACGUAAAACAAGCGAAGAUAAAAAAAAAAAAAACUAUCUACCUAUAUUUCACUGCCGCGAUCGAGGCUUCAAUGAUUACUAUUUGAGUGAAAAACGAAUGAUUUUACAGAAGUUUCCAAUUUGAUUCUCUCACCAUCUAACGCCAUUCCGAGAGGCAAAUGAUAGAAUGCAAUAUUCUCUGAGAUGAGCGGAAUGGAGACAGUAUUUUUCCGUUUAACUCGAGAAUGAACUUUGCGAAGAUGAUAGGUGAAUGUUUUCUGUCUCAAAUAAAGGCAUAAACGGAGAAUAGAA